Messenger RNA from Austrofundulus limnaeus, 852 nucleotides. RefSeq names its product radial spoke head component 1 (gene rsph1). The record is from RefSeq and is a predicted model, not a curated record. Gene Ontology annotation, biological process: axoneme assembly; spermatid development. Gene Ontology annotation, cellular component: nucleus; motile cilium. NCBI's taxonomy places the organism in Eukaryota, Metazoa, Chordata, Actinopteri, Cyprinodontiformes, Rivulidae.
UUUAAUUUUCAAAGUUAGGUCUGUCCGGUUUAAACCCAUUUAAAGCUCGGUUCUGUCCAAACCUUCGUGUCGGAUCAGACAGGACCUUUACCGCUCAGUCAUGCAACAGUACGAAGGAGGCAGAAAUGAAGCUGGAGAGAGACACGGAACCGGAAGAGCUGCUCUACCGAACGGAGACAUUUACGAAGGACAGUACGAGAACGGACAGAGACACGGACAGGGGACAUAUUCCUUUAAAAUUGGAGCCAAAUAUGUUGGAAACUAUUACCAGAACAAGAAACAUGGACAGGGAACCUUCUACUAUCCAGAUGGGUCUAAAUAUGAAGGGUCUUGGGUGGACGAUGUGAGACAGGGUCACGGUGUCUGCACGUACCCCAACGGUGACACAUAUGAUGGAGAAUGGCUGAAUGGCAUGAGGAUGCUGAGGUGCGUUGGACUGUGUCAGCCUCCCCAGGAAGUCAAAGAGGAUUCCUUAAUGUCCCACCGGCCUGACUCCUGGGUUUAAACUUGAGGUGAUUUUAGACGUUACUGUCCCACAUCAGAACUUUAUCUGAAAGCCCUGACAGACUCUCAUCAAUACUUGUGUUAAUGUUUAGAAAAUACUGUUUUAAUUCUCUUUUGAGCUUGUAAACUUAUACAAAGUAAAAUGCCUCUUCACCUCUGUGUAUCUUCAUCUGUAUUUUUAUAAAGAUUUUAUGCUUUUAGGCUUAAACAUGUUUGUGUUUUUAAAUUUAUCACAUAACAAUUGGAACUUUGUUCAGUAAUUCUAAAAAUUCCUAUAAGCUACUUUCAGCUUCUCUGUAUUAGAAGUAGAAAAUGUUUCAUGUCAAAUUUUACUAAGCAUGAGUAAAA